UAUGCUAUUUAGAGGCAUAAAUAACUACAAAAGCAUGAAUACUAUUAUAGAUUAAACAGAGAAUUAAGGAGCUUUGUGGUUAGGAGACUACACUGCAGCAAUCAAUUAAUAACUCUUGAAAUAAAAGAAUAUCAAAACAGUAUUAACAGUAGCGUCUGGUUUGAAUGUUAAAUAUCCUCCUAAUUCUGAUAUUGUUCAUAAAGUAUAUAUCUAAUAAAUAAUUGUAGGUUUACAAUAUUCUAGAUAUUGAAUCAUGUAAUAUAAAAAGAAUAUGGGGAGAUACCUACUAAUAAAUAGAUGAGGGAUUGUAAAAGGGAGGUGUUUUGGUGCAUUGUGCAGCUGGUGUAUCUAGAUCUGCUGCAACAGUUAUAGCAUAUCUCAUGAGAAAAUAGGGAAUGUCUUUUUAAGAGGCAUUUUAAUUUGCAAGAUUAAAAAGAAGUGUAGUUUGUCCUAAUUUUGGAUUUUAAAGAUAACUUAAGCAAUUUGAACGAGAAUUAUAGAAUAUGAAUGGGAAGGUUGAAACAGAAAUAACUUAAUAAUAAUAAUAAAUAUCAUAAUUAGCAGUAAAACCAAUAAUUUAAUAGUAAUAAUUAUCAAAUCUAACAAUAUAACCUCAUUAAAUGGCAAUGACUGAAAAAAAAACAACAAUCAGAAGAAAUUAGUUAACACCUGCUUCUAAAUUGCCAAAACCUGUUUUUUAAAAUAAUGUUAAGCAAGCUUAAUCUUUAAAAAAAUGAU
This is a messenger RNA of Paramecium pentaurelia, 738 nucleotides long. NCBI's taxonomy places the organism in Eukaryota, Ciliophora, Oligohymenophorea, Peniculida, Parameciidae. The record is from the annotation of a GenBank genome assembly.